Molecule: messenger RNA, 3837 nt
Organism: Halichondria panicea
Lineage: Eukaryota; Metazoa; Porifera; Demospongiae; Suberitida; Halichondriidae
Exons: 1
Coding region: 136-1767 (543 amino acids)
Source: RefSeq, a predicted model, not a curated record
UUCUCCUAGCAGAUGCUACCAACGCAUUUAACUCACUGAACCGCAAAGUUGCCCUCCACAACAUACGCAGACUCUGCCCGGCACUGGCCACCAUCCUCAUCAACACCUACAGAGAGCCCACAGAUCUUUACGUUGAUGGAGACCGCCUACUCUCCCAAGAAGGCACCACACAAGGUGACCCCCUUGCCAUGCCCAUGUAUGCUCUGGCCAGCAUUCCCCUCAUCACAAAACUCUCUAACACUAACAUCACCCAAAUUUGGUAUGCGGACGAUGCUGCAGCUGCGGGACACCUUAACCAAAGAAGGCCCAGCCUUUGGAUACUACCCGAACCCCCUAAAGACAUGGUUGGUUACUAAGGAGGGAUUCCACACCAUUGGGUCCACUACCUUCCACCAGACUGGUGUGAACGUCACUCCGGAUGGAAGACCCUACCUAGGAUCACCCAUUGGCUCCCCAGGGUACAUGGAGUCCUUUGCUGAGUCUAAAGUUGCCAGCUGGUCUGCACUCGUGACUAACCUUGCAGACAUUGCCAACACCCAGCCACACGCCGCCUACUCUGCAUUAAACCAUGGAUUAUCAAGCAAAUGGACCUAUAUGUGUCGCACAACACCAAGCAGGAUCAUGAGUCAAAGACUGGCACCGCUGGACGAAGCUCUGCGUAAGAAACUAAUUCCUUCCCUCACAGGUACUCCUCCACCAAACGACACUGAAUAUACACUCUUUGCCCUUCCAGCAAGGGAAGGUGGACUAGGUAUCCGUAUACCAUCCAAACAGGCUACUCAUGAAUACAAUGCCUCCCUAUUCGUCACAUCUGCCCUCUGUAAUCACAUCAUCAAACAAGACACACACUAUGGGCAGGAGAUCAUCUCGGAGUCACUAAUGGCCAAAUCUACCGUAGGCCAACAAAACAGAGAUAGAACCAAGAACGACAUCAACACACUGACGCCACUACUCUCUACCAACAUGCAAAGAUCUGUCAAUCUGUCUAAGGAGAAGGGUGCAUCGUCAUGGCUAACCACCCUACCGCUCAAAACCCAUGGUUUCACCCUCCACAAACAAGCCUUUAGAGACGCCCUAUCUCUGCGUUAUGGUUGGACUCCAAACAAGCUACCCUCGAAAUGUGCCUGUGGUUCUUCCUUCACAGUAGAACACGUUCUCUCUUGUGCGAAGGGAGGGUUUCCGUCCAUUCGGCAUAAUGAGAUCAGAGACUUGACUGCAGAUCUUCUUAGUGAGGUCUGCAACAACGUGUGCACAGAACCAGAACUGUUACCGGUUACAGGGGAGAACCUGGCAGGAGCAAGUGCCAAUAUACAACCGGGUGCACGCCUAGACAUUGCAGCCAAUGGAGUAUGGGGUGGCUCCUUUGAAAGAACUUAUUUUGAUGUCAGGGUAUUUAACCCACACGCUGCAUCCAACAGACACACCGACCCUCAAACAGUCUACCGCAAGCACGAGCAAAUAAAGAAAAGGGCCUAUGAACAAAGAAUUCUAGACAUCGAACAGGCAUCCUUUUCCCCAUUAGUCCUCUCUGCAACAGGAGGCUUAGCUCGUGAAGCAACCACCUUCUACAAGAGACUCGCUUCGAUGUUAGCAUCUAAAUGGGACCAAUCAUACAGCAGCACACUAUGCUGGCUCCGUUGCCGACUAACCUUUUCCCUCCUUCGCUCAUCGAUCCAAGCCAUCAGAGGGUCCAGAUCGUCAAGUGGACACCCCUUUAGAUCUGGGGCCAUCGACCUGGUGAUCUCGGAGACCCACCUCCACCAAUAAACUGAACCUUUGUAUGCACCCUUAAUCCUCUUUAUUUUCUGUACCCUCCACCUUUCAUUGUGUCUACUUAGAAGCCCAUUCCCCUGUAUACACUACCUUACAUGCUAUUAUUUUACCACUAAAAAAAAAAAAAAAAAAAAAAAAAAGAUUCCAGGCCGAAUAAAGUACGGCCUGCAGCCUACCGCAUAGCGGGUAUAUUUCAAGGGUAUAGAUUUUCGCGGAUAGACCUCCACAAAGGAUUUCGCGGAUUUUAUUUUCGUGGUGUCUGAUCCAGCCUUUUGGCGCAUGCGCAUAUCAACAUGCAGCUGCACCUCCACACCGUUAGCCUCGAAUCCAGGCCUAGCCUUGAAUCGGUGAGGCACUAUGUCCUCCACCUCUAGCAGAACGUUUGCUGUGCAGGCCAUGGUCAGGGGAUACUAGCUGGUGUCCUUGUCUCUAGAUUCCUUUUCUUUCCUCUUAUUGUCGAUAGGUGUGGUCAAUAAUACCAUAGAUUGAAGAUUGGAAACGACCAGGCCACCCCUCUGAGGCCACCCGGUGUCAAUGGGUGAAACCAUAAAUAGAACAGUAAGAGGGAUAGAACAGUAAGAGGGAUCCUGUGUAACACUCCGCGUUAUAAUUAUUUCGCGCUUGCAAAUAUUUUCGUGGUUGAUGGUGUAUUUUAACUGUUUCUAGCUCACUAGCGAUCACUCAGAAGCUGGGAGGUACUCUAGAGAAGUAAGUUUAUACCACUGACAAGCGUUGUCUUUACUCUGUUUCCAAUUUUUGUUGAGUUAAGCUUGAAUUACUCUAUGUCAACUUUUCUCUUUCCCUGCUGUGGAGUUGCUUGACUUGGUUAUUAUGUAUCUAAGUGCUACAUAGAAUGGCUUGCAGUAUAGUCCUUCAAACUGCUUUAGUAUACUUUUAGUAUACUUUUAGACACACCAUGGGCCUUGACCACUCACGACUUCAUAGUAAGGCUUCUUUUAUAGCAUUUAUUUGUUUAGUGAUAGUGGCUGAGUGUCUCUUAGAAAAAUCAACAUUAAAAGUGAUCACUUUCACUGUUUCUAGAGCAGCAUGCUGACUAUAAAAAUAAGUUUUAGCCACACCAUGUAAGUUUUUAUGUGUGUGUUUUUAUGUGUUUCACGCAAACAUUUUCGUUUCCAAUCCCGUUCUAUCUAUGGUGAAACCCUCCGCGUUAUGAUUUCGCGCUCGCGAAUAUUUUACCGUACUCAGGUUGUAUUUCAACUGUUUCUAGCUCUCCUAUCCACUAUCAUAGAUGGAGGAGUUAGAGGGAUAGGAAACGGAGUGGUGCACGUGAUGAUUUUACAUUGAAUCUGCAGUGGAGCCUCGAAAAUUAUCCGCGGGUAACUCGAGACAUCAUCUCUUUCAGCAAUUUAUAACACGCCUAGUCUAUGAGCCACGUGUAGUACUUGCUAAUGACUGACUACACCCAGUAAAAAGAUUAAAGUUAUAUGUUACAUAUAACGUGUAAGCGGGCUACUACAAUCAUAGAUUAAAGAGGAAUAGAACCGGAUGAUCCGCAUUUCGGUUGACGUCAUGUAUUAUUGUAUAUGAUCAGGCCUCGAAAACCAGGCCACCAGGCGGCUAUACUGAAUUCAGGUCAUAGAAAUAAGACAUUAUGAUGAACCUAUUCCUAUGCUUGGCCUAUAACUAAAAAUUGUGAAAUUAUAACCUCUUCACCUCUGCAUAGAGGUACAUAAAUUAAUUAGCGUAAGUUGAUACUUGAAAUCAGCAACACAUGUUUUUCAAUCAACGCUCAUUACAAUCACUAAUGGAAUACUUCUUCUAGGUUAAAGCAUAGAUUGAAUAGGGAGAGGGAUUGGAAACGGAAGUAGCGUCAUGUUGAAUUUGCAGCAUGAGUCAAUCCGUGUUACGGUUGCUCAACACGCGGGAAACAAUGUUUCAUGAAUAAUGAUCACUACAAGAUAUUCAGAGCCCCCCUAAAAUGUCAUUCUCAUUCAAUUUUUAAUAAUAGGAAAAAGAGCAUGUAUACAUGUACAUAAUAAUUUAUUGGAAACAGUUUACAGUUGAUUAAAUUUGAGGGAUCAGGCCCUCUUCCGUUGCGAGAGU